AACCCGGAAGUGACAUUAAUGAUCUUUCUUGUCAUUGAUCUUGAAGCCGGAUUAAAUUCCUUACGUUUGUUAGGACACAAUGUCUGCGUUAAAUGGCGUCGUGAAUAAAUCGCUUCCUUUUCUGAAAUUUAAUGUUAAUUGUUCCCGCAGUCAUUUGCCGGUGUUUUUCUUUGCCGUUUCACUUGUAGGAUCUUUAUUGAAAGAACUGGAUGUUGUGCCGAACUCAUACUUCAGCAACAGAGGAAACCUCUUGAACGUCUAUUUUGUGAAAGUCUCCUGGGGAUGGAACCUGGUCCUGUUGACCCCGUUUAUAUAUCUGUCCAACUCCCAAAACAAUAGCGCCAUCAUGGUGUCCAAACGCCUCGCAUCUCUUUUGGUAGCCACGGCCAUUUGGUACUUGUGCACUGAGAUGUUCUUCUGCAUUGAAAAUGUCACAGGGGCAUGCUACGGGUCAGACGACAUGCAAACAAUCCUGGAGGGUUUCAGCACAAAGACGGAAUGCAAAAAUGCUGGCAACUAUUGGGAAGGUUUCGACAUUUCCGGCCACUCUUUCAUUUUAUCUUACUCCACACUCCUAAUCGUGGAAGAAAUGGUUCCGAUGCUAUACCUUGUGGAAAAGUGCCGAAACACCACGAUCCUUGAUGCCAUGUACCUCGCCCUUACUGCUAUUGCACUUAUCUGGGUGUGGAUGUUUGCCUGCACCUCUGUGUAUUUCCACAACCUGAUCCAGAAGAUUCUGGGCACUGGAUUUGGUGUGUUGGGGUGGUGGGUGACCUAUAAGUUUUGGUACUUGAAGCCUUUUUCACCGGGACUCCCUCCUUUCCAGAGUAAGCUUAAACAAAUGGACUAGACUGAAUAUUUGAAAUAAUCACAGUGGAACAAACUGACAUGCAAAGCUACAACACCAACCUUUUGACUGGGGUUAUUUGCAGGUUCACUACAUGUGCUGUGUGUCCUUUUUAAAGGUCGGUUAUGACCAAGGGAUUUGUGUGUUUGUCUCAUGGAGUUGGCCAGCAGCUGGUGUUCCAAAACUGACUCUGUAAUCGGAGAGUGUAAAGCUUUUUGUUGCCUUUUAAUAUAAGUAGCUUCAGAUGGAGGAUUCAUGAAAUCUUCUCAGUGUGCAGCUUUGCAUGUGUUUGCAUACAAUCAGUGCUUUAAGAGUGUGUCCUACUGCUAAACCUUCUAGAUGUUUUCACUGGUCCAUCAGCCAUUUAAACAAACAAAAAAAAAAUCUCCUUAACACUAGAACACAGUUUCAGUUCAAGCGAAACUUAAUCAUAAAAACAAAUGUAAAUUGUUAUCUAUAGCAUAGCUAGACCUUAUAUUUGUUUAUAUGCCAGUUAUGUUGAAUUCUUUAUUCUGAUUGGUCAGAAGGUGGUGUUACAUUUUGUUUUCAGACUACAAGGCAAACCUCAGGUUCAUAUGUGUUCAAAUGUGCUAAUCUAAUAUGUUGUUUCUAUAGCGACAGCUUGUUCGAUGGACGUUUCACCUAAACAUAUUGUAAAACAUGAGUAAAAGAGGAAAUUAUUCAUUGUGGUUUCUAAGUAAUGUGUUGUAUUUUUUGGUCUUAUUAAUUAUUUAAUUAAUCCGGCGUUUAAAAAAAAAAAAAAAAAAAAAACCUGUGCCAAAUUGAAACAUGUGGAAGAGAUGAUCCUCUGUGGCCACCCCACACAGGGAGCAGCCAAAAGAAGAAGAGCAACAACAUUAAUUAUUUAAUUAAAGAGAAACUGUAAAAGAAUUUAAAAAGUAUGUUACUGUCAGCAAAUUCCAGGAAUAAUACACUUUUGGGCUUUUGGGUAAAUAAUCAACUUCAAGCUUUCACUGUAUAAUCAUCUACUUCAUUGAUUAUUCUCCAUGACUGUGAGCUUUGUUGGAUUUUAUCCUGUUCUAAGUGUCCUUCAGUGGCUCUGUGUCAGGUUUAGCCGAGCGCAUUGGCUUCUUAUGUAGAGCACCAUCUUGCACCAAAAUUUGUUAAUUAUCCUGCAUUCAUCCAUACAGAAUAGGUAGCUACAAUCAUUAUUUUGCUUUGCCCUCUACUCUGUCGCUCUGUCUUUCUCUCUAUUUGAUUCCAUGUCUCUGCUUAUCUAUGACUUAUGUUUUACCGGUGGUUGUUCCUCAUUACUAGUUUUCUGUCAAACACUAGCGUUUGGGAUAUACUGUAAAUAUCGCCUCAUUAUGUUAUUUUGUUAUAACGUAACAUGCGAUUUGAGUAAGUGUUAGCCCUUAUGAUCAUUUGUACUGCUCAGUUAGUUAUUGUUGAUGGCUGAAUAUUAUUUAGACCAGUGUCGUGCGUUAAAGAUGUUUGCAAAUGUCGCACAUCAUAAAAUUACCUCUGAGUGUAAUGCAGGUUUUCCUAUACCAUGUUUGAAACAUCAGCUAAAUAUUUACCUGUAAAUGUCAUAUAUUAUGACACCUUAUGACUGCCUUUGGGACUAAAAGUAUUGAAUGCUCUGCGUUUUAGACAUUUGGGUGUAACAAAAGUGGCUUGUUUUGAUUAACCCCUUAAAGUCCAAGUUAUUCAUAAUUUAGUCUAUUAUUCUGUUAUUUUGAAUUAUUCACUUAUAGAUAAAAGUCUGAGACAUGGGAUAUUAGAAAUGUUCCUGGGAUGUAAAGGGGUUAAACUUUUAGAUGUAUAUUAAUUUUAAUCACUGUGUGUUUAUGAGGACUUGUAUCAGGGACCUGACUGACUUACAACAUUGCCAUGUAAAAUCUUCACAUGGAUUAAAAAUCAUAUUUUG
This is a messenger RNA of Hemibagrus wyckioides, 2738 nucleotides long. RefSeq names its product fat storage inducing transmembrane protein 2 (gene fitm2). The record is from RefSeq and is a predicted model, not a curated record. Lineage: Eukaryota; Metazoa; Chordata; Actinopteri; Siluriformes; Bagridae. Gene Ontology annotation, biological process: lipid storage; lipid droplet organization; phospholipid biosynthetic process. The transcript has 2 exons. Bases 80 to 850 code for a protein of 256 amino acids. Gene Ontology annotation, cellular component: endoplasmic reticulum membrane.